This is a messenger RNA of Lotus japonicus, 797 nucleotides long. RefSeq names its product histidine-containing phosphotransfer protein 1-like. Gene Ontology annotation, cellular component: nucleus; cytoplasm. Lineage: Eukaryota; Viridiplantae; Streptophyta; Magnoliopsida; Fabales; Fabaceae. Gene Ontology annotation, molecular function: histidine phosphotransfer kinase activity; protein histidine kinase binding. Bases 59 to 514 code for a protein of 151 amino acids. Gene Ontology annotation, biological process: cytokinin-activated signaling pathway; phosphorelay signal transduction system; phosphorylation. The record is from RefSeq and is a predicted model, not a curated record. The transcript is spliced from 6 exons.
GAAAUGUAUACCUAACAUUCUUGACUCUUGAGUAAGUGGUUAAAGCUUGAGAUUAGUAAUGGAUGGUGGUAUAAUUCAGCUGCAGAGGCACCUUGUUGAUUACACUGCCUCCCUAUUCGAUGAGGGCUUUCUAGAUGAACAGUUUAACCAGCUUGAGCUACUUCAAGAUGAAAGCAACCCAGAUUUUGUGGUUGAAGUGGUCACUCUCUUUUUUCAAGAUGCAGAGAGGCUUCUUGAUGAGCUCACAAAGGCUCUAGGACAGGCAAGCAUUGAUUUCAAAAAGUUGGAUGCUCAUGUUCACCAACUGAAGGGUAGCAGCUCCAGUGUUGGAGCACAGAGAGUUCACAAAGCCUGCAUUUCCUUUAGAAAUUCAUGUGAGGAGAAGAACAUUGAAGGGUGUCUUAAAAGCUUGCAACAAGUAAGACAUGAGUAUUCCUUGGUGAAAAGUAAACUUGAGACUCUCUUCAAGAUGGAGCAACAGCUUUCGGCUGCAAGUGGAUCUUUUUCUAGGUAGUGUGAUGCAAAGAGCACUAAGAAGAAAUCAUGUCACAGUGUGCAAACAGAACAACCAUGUUUAUGUUGUAUUUUUCAUGUUGUUUGUGAUUUUGUUGAGUCUACCAUGGUCUCCAAAUUAGAUUUGUCAUUUAAGCUUGAGUUGAUCCAUAUUUAGUCCAAAAACAUUGUGAAUAUCCCAUGGUCCUAUGGUUUACAGAAAUUAGAAGCUGGACCUCUCAAUUGUGGAAUGCUAACUUGGCAAUUUUAUGGUAAAACAUGCUAAAAACUGAUUCACUCAUGAA